Messenger RNA from Saccharomyces paradoxus, 834 nucleotides. It is a transcript of the gene RRG8, whose product is annotated as Rrg8p. The record is from RefSeq and is a predicted model, not a curated record. The transcript has a single exon. The coding region runs from base 1 to 834 and encodes 277 amino acids. NCBI's taxonomy places the organism in Eukaryota, Fungi, Ascomycota, Saccharomycetes, Saccharomycetales, Saccharomycetaceae.
AUGGGUUUACCCAAAUCUUUAUACAGGAAGUUACUCAUAGAUUGCCCAACGAAGGUCAUUAAUGACAAUUGUAGCCAGCGAGUCAAGGAUGUUUCUCCGCUCGUCACAAACUUUGAAAAAUGGUCUGAUAAGCGAAGAAAGCUUUAUUUUAAAGAUGAAGAGGAAAUGGUAGUGCGUUACCAAUUAAAAAAUUUCAAUUUAAGAAAUAACGUGUAUGGUAGGCUUUUAGCUUCUCCAAUGAGAGCAGAAAAGAUCUCAAAACUAAAAUCUUGCAGAGAGCUACUAAUUCCAUUAAAAGUGGUACCGUCAGUUGAUAAAGAUCAGUAUGCCGAUAAAAACAAACUUAAAUUGGUACCUACACUAGACUAUUCCAAGCCAUACAAAAGUUCAUACAUAUUGAACUCAGCAUCCAUUGUAAGAGACAACUUGGCGGCUGCGACGUCAUGGUUUCCAAUCUCAGUAUUGCAAAGAUCAACUCCAAAAAGCCUAGUUGUGGAUACCUCUACGUUUUUAACAGAGUACAACACCCACCUGCUCGAAUUUAUAAAAGCAAGACUUUCAGGAAUGCCGAAUGUUGGACCUUCUUCGAGAAAUCGUGUUUUACUCACUUGUGACAAAGGAAGGACACCGCCAAUUGAAAUACAAGAAAUUAAAGAUAGUGACGGGCUGCCAAUUGCACAGUCCGUCUUUAAUCUCGGCUAUUUCCAGGCACCAACCCUAGAAGCUAUCAUAAAUAAAGAUACAAUCGCUAAGGGAAUUUACCUGGAUGCUGAUAAUGACAAGGACCUCAUCGGGCAUCUUUAUAGUGCACUAUUGUUUCAAUCAGGUAACUGA